Molecule: messenger RNA, 243 nt
Organism: Neogale vison (American mink)
Lineage: Eukaryota; Metazoa; Chordata; Mammalia; Carnivora; Mustelidae
Product: 40S ribosomal protein S27-like
Exons: 2
Coding region: 1-243 (80 amino acids)
Biological process (GO): translation; ribosomal small subunit assembly
Cellular component (GO): ribosome; cytosolic small ribosomal subunit
Molecular function (GO): RNA binding; structural constituent of ribosome
Source: RefSeq, a predicted model, not a curated record
AUGCCCCUUGUGAAGGACCUCCUCCACCCAUCCCUGGAAGAGAAGAGGAAGCCGAGGAAGAAAGGCCUGGUACAGAGCCCCAAACCCUACCCCAUGGAUGUGAAGUGCCAUGCAGAGACAGUAGUUUUGUGUGUUGGCUGCCCCACUGUCCUUUGCCAGCCCACAGGAAGAAAAGCAAGGCUUACAGAAGGAUGCUUCUUCUUAAGGAAGCAGCACGAAAGCAUCCUGAAUCAAGGCACCUAG